AUGGGUGGUGACGGUGGUUCGAUUCCCGGUCGUGCAGAUAUAGUGCGAGUGAAAGGGUAUGAGUUCAAGCGCAAUCUGGGCGGCAUGGGAUAUGAUCCGAAUACGAUGGUGCUGAAGGAAAGGGGUGCCCUAUCACCGCAGGAGGCGCGCGGUUUGGCGCUUACGCGUUGUCGUGUGUCACAGCUGCCGUUGCAUGUGCCCAUCGUGCUGGACCGCAGCGGCUAUCCAUACAACAAGGAGGAGUUGCUGGAGCGCAUGUUGGCCAAAAGCGACGUUUUGAAAAGCCUCGGCAUCAAGAGCCUGAAAGACGUCGUAACCAUAAAUGACGGCAGCGAGGCCCUUUUCGCACCGUUCGCCAACGGUACUCUACAGUGCCAACUCACCGGAGUGCCAUGCAAUGGUUCCAAACGGUUCCUCUUCAACUGGACGUGUGGCUGCAUCUUCGCCGAGAAGGCACAAAGGGAAAUCGGCCAGCAACGAUCGACGCAGCAAAACUGCCCAGUCUGUGGCGCACCCAACGCCAAGAUACUUCCCAUGAUCCCGGACCUCGCUCCGCCGUAA
Gregarina niphandrodes is the source of this 561-nucleotide messenger RNA. Its product is annotated as replication termination factor 2. The transcript has a single exon. The coding region runs from base 1 to 561 and encodes 186 amino acids. Gene Ontology annotation, biological process: site-specific DNA replication termination at RTS1 barrier; mitotic DNA replication termination. The record is from RefSeq and is a predicted model, not a curated record. NCBI's taxonomy places the organism in Eukaryota, Apicomplexa, Conoidasida, Eugregarinorida, Gregarinidae. Gene Ontology annotation, cellular component: nucleus.